This is a messenger RNA of Sceloporus undulatus (fence lizard), 774 nucleotides long. RefSeq names its product mitochondrial ribosomal protein L58 (gene MRPL58). The record is from RefSeq and is a predicted model, not a curated record. The transcript has 6 exons. Gene Ontology annotation, molecular function: translation release factor activity. Lineage: Eukaryota; Metazoa; Chordata; Lepidosauria; Squamata; Phrynosomatidae. Gene Ontology annotation, biological process: mitochondrial translational termination. Gene Ontology annotation, cellular component: mitochondrial large ribosomal subunit. Bases 32 to 655 code for a protein of 207 amino acids.
GACUCCUGACAAAGGGACCAGAGCACUCAAGAUGGCGGCGUCCGCUCUGCGCUGCUUCUUCCGAACGCCGGUGCAACGGUUCCUCUCUCCCGAAGCGCGGAGGGGUUUCCAGGGCCGGGGCCUCUUUUCUGGCCGCUCCGCCUCUGGCUCCGAGUUCCGGAGCGAAUACAGCUUAGACAAACUUUAUCCUCCGCAACGAAAAGGAAGCGAGGGCACCAAGGAUGGAGCAAAGCAGACUGUCCCUGAUAUUCCUGUGGAUCGUGUGUCCAUAUCCUAUUGCCGGAGUGGUGGUCCAGGAGGUCAGAAUGUUAAUAAAGUGAAUACUAAGGCAGAAGUCCGAUUCCAUUUGGCAUCAGCAGACUGGAUUGCAGAAGAUGUACGGGAGAAAAUGGCAGUGAUGCAAAAGAAUAAGAUCAAUAAAUUGGGGGAGCUCAUAGUCACUUCUGAAAUGAGUCGCUAUCAGAUGAGGAAUUUGGCAGACUGCUUGCAAAAAAUCAGAGAUAUGAUUGUACAAGCCACAGCAACACCUGAAGUUCCAUCCAGAGAGACUUCAGAGAUGCUCAUAGCAAGGGUGGAGAAAAUGAACCGUGAACGUCUUCGACAGAAAAAAAAUCAUUCUUCUCUAAAGCAAAGCAGACGUGUGGACUUUGACUGAACGUAUGGGGAAGAGCAUGCUGGGAUGCAUUGCUGGGACUCUUUUCUUUCUUUGGAUUGCAAAAAGAAAACAAUUUUUUAUGCGUUCUCUAUGUAAUUAAAGUAAAACUGGCCCCAGAG